Molecule: messenger RNA, 3007 nt
Organism: Hemibagrus wyckioides
Lineage: Eukaryota; Metazoa; Chordata; Actinopteri; Siluriformes; Bagridae
Gene: trarg1a
Product: trafficking regulator of GLUT4 (SLC2A4) 1a
Exons: 3
Coding region: 670-1188 (172 amino acids)
Cellular component (GO): membrane
Source: RefSeq, a predicted model, not a curated record
AUGGGGAGAGUCUGGACGCAGAGGCAGCGCGGGUGCUGAUGGGAGGAACAAUGCACAAUCCUGUAGUGAGUAGUGUGCAGUGAAGUGAAGUAAAGCAACUCACGCAGUCUCCUCAUCAGCAGCUUUAAACAAAACAAAGCCGAAAGCCCGCGGCGCGACACGCAGCUUCUGUUCUCUCUCUCUCUCUCUCUCUCUCUCUCGCACUGCGUUUGUGCGUGUAGAAAAGUGGCUUUUUUACUCGCAAACACCUUCAUAUCUUGUGCAAAGAGGAAAAGUGAUGAUGGUGCGCUUUGGUGAAUGACUUCUAUUCCUCUGCGCUUUUUGGUCCUGAAUCGCUUUGGUCUAAUAGCUUUUUAAGUGAAAAGGGCGGAUUGAAUGGAAGAGCUGAUCUGAAGGUCCGGGGAAGAGGAAAUGAGCAGAUGUGAAUGGGAGAACACUGACAGCCUACAGUUCUCCGGAUGUUGACUGAUCCUUCGAGCGUCUAGUGGAUGCUGCAAGUGAUAUUUAUUGGUAGGAUCUGUUUUUUAUUGGGAACUAGACCAAUGCGUAAGUGAACUGCAAAUGAUGGAAGUUUAGCGCUGCAUCAUUACUUUCUACACCGGUGCUUCUAGAAAACGGAAGUUUUUUUUUUUCUUUAUCUCAUUGUGAACUGAUUUUCGGAGGUGAAGCAUGGCCAUAAACACCGACAGUGAGUUUGAGAAGACGGGUCUGGCUGAACGCGGUAGGGUGCAGCAGGAAACGGAGAAGCUGCUGUGUGACGGCGGUGCAGGAAACGGGCUCAGCAUGUCCACCUCCGGGACACUCACUGUGGACGUAGAGAAAGGAGCCGAGGGCGAGCAGAACGGCCAUGGGGGACCACAGAGAUCAGGCUCAGUGGUGCAGCUCGCCUCGGCACCCCUGUCCUCCUCCAGACCAAGCCUGAGCCGCACCUCGUCCACCGGCAACGCGGUGCAUGAGCAGCCCAAACCCAAAGACUACCUGCUGCUGGUCAUCCUGUCCUGCUUCUGUCCCGUCUGGCCCGUAAGCAUCGUAGCGCUCGUGUAUUCCAUCAUGUCCAGAAAUAGCCUACAGCAGGGGGAUAUCGAUGGGGCAAAACGUCUGGGUCGCCUGGCUCGCCUACUCAGCAUCGUGGCUAUCAUCCUGGGCCUGGUCUCAAUUAUUGUUUACGUCGUGGUGUCAGUGAGCUAAAGAACGGGAAGACCCAUCUGACGAGAAACAACCAUCUACAGCAAAAAAAAUCUCUACUGUGUAAUUAGAAAAGAUGAGAUCUUUCGUAUAAAAUGACCUACAAAACAAAAAGAAACUAAAAGGAGUGUAGCAAAAAUAAGAUCUAUUUACAGAGAAAUGACAUGCAUGCUAUAAGUUAACGUGUGCUUGAUAAAAAUAAAAGAAAACACAACUAUAGGUUUAAAACCAACAGUGUACACCAAACACUGUUCCUCUGACGAAACUGACUGAAGAUGAUGCCGAGGAUGAGAGCAGAACUCUUCAGCGAGAUGGGGACCUCGAGCUACAAGAUGCAUUCUAACGUUAUAUUACUCCUGAAAUAUCCAGAUGCACAGAUAUAUUUGCAAUAUAACUCUUCACAUAUAUUUUAUGUAAAGAUUUGUAUGACAAGAUGAAAUGAACUUGGGGAAACAGGAGAGUCUUAGCUUUGCCGGAUGUGCCGGACUUGAAAAUGGAAACGAUGAUGAACGGGAGGAGUGGUUUUGUUUUACGUUCUUUAUUUUGUAGCUUUUGAUUCAUGAAGAAUGAACACUUGCAUGUGAAAAGCCGAACAUCAUCUCCUUUUAGAAAGACUGGCGUUUUUUUGUUUUUCAUUUGUGGGCAGAAUUGCACACACUACAUGACCGGAGCUGGUCUUGGCACGGAUGAGCUGAUUCUCUUGGCCUUGCUUUUGGAAGUGGUGCGAGUACUAAGCACUGAAACGCAUGCCGAAUCCCCUUUCCCAAAUAAAUCUGAGUUACCUGCUGAAGCAUGGACAAACGUCUAGAGGCAUGAUGAGGGCAGGACCACUUCACCGUGCUCUGUGCCAAAGCCCUCAGAGCUGAACUCUACCCACAAUCACUGAAACCACUAGUGCAGAAUGCCACUCUAGCUCUUAUGGACUCUUAACUUGUAUACGUAUGCUAUAUAUCCAUAUACUUAUCAAACUAUUUAGGCAUGCUGUAGACAGACAGUACAUCUGUUUGCUAAUUUCUCUCUCUCUCUCUCUCUCUCUCUCUCUCUCUCUCACACACACACAAAAAAAAUGCCAUUUUAAUCUUAAAAUUGAAUUGUUUCUCUGAUAUGACACAAAUUACAGUAUUUCUUGCAUCUCUGCAACCAUUAAAAGAGUUAAAUUCUAGACAUCUAGAUCUAGCUGUUAGGCUUUUUCCUCAUAACUGGAAUACAUGACCAUUUUCUCAUUCUGUUCAAGUAUUUUACUGCCCCAUUCAAUGAUUUCCAAGCACUUUAUUACCUGAAGCUUUUCAGGAUUUUUACACCAGAUUACACCAAUGAUUCUCUUCACAUUGAUUAGCAAAUUUAUGUAUUUUUCUCUUUGAUAUAUUGCCUUGUUUUUCUUUUAUUUGUUUUGUACAGGUAGAGACUGUUAGCAUCUACAAAACCACCCAGAAUCACUAAUCACUGGAUUCUGUAUACCGUUUUACCUCAUCCACUGUUUUUCUGUCCCUACUGUGUGUGUGUGUGUGUGUGUGUGUGUGUGUGUAUGCGUGUGAAUGUAAGAGUUAGAAAUGCUAUGCUUUGCUCUAAGCUGUGGAACAUUUAGACAAACACAGCUCACUUAUAUCUGUUUCAUACAUCAGGUACUUACUGUACAUUCAUGUGCAGUGCCAAUAUUGAUGAGAUGCACAAGUGCUGCUAUGUGUCUAAAACUGUGAUUUUUUUUUUUUCCCCCCUUCAAUGGUUUAUGGUACCUUGGUUCACUUUGGAUAUGAAUUUUCAUUUCGUAGAUUCGUUGCGUACUUCUGCAUGGGUGGAAUAAAUGUUAACGUGCAUGGUCUAA